Molecule: messenger RNA, 1128 nt
Organism: Fusarium oxysporum Fo47
Lineage: Eukaryota; Fungi; Ascomycota; Sordariomycetes; Hypocreales; Nectriaceae
Product: FAS1 domain-containing protein
Exons: 4
Coding region: 1-1128 (375 amino acids)
Biological process (GO): macroautophagy
Cellular component (GO): fungal-type vacuole membrane
Source: RefSeq, a predicted model, not a curated record
AUGAAGCUGCAGUCUCUUGUUACUCUCGCCGUCUCGGGCCUUGCCACUGCCCAGAGCCGCCCUAACCUUACUGCUGCUCUUGACUCUGAGAACUCUACCCUCUCUGAGCUUAAUGGCCUUCUCAGGGCUCAGCCCAGUCUUCUUCGAGACCUUGGCCGUCUUAGGAAUGUCACCAUCUUGGCUCCAAGCAACGAUGCCAUCGAGGAACUCCUCAAUGAUACUGCUGUCGCCCGUCUUGUUGAGAGCGACCCCAGUGCUAUCGCUGCUAUUCUUCAGUACCACGUUCUGAACGGUACCUACUAUGCCAGCAACCUCACCGACACACCCGCUUUUGUCCCUACGCUGCUCAACAAUGCGACAUAUGCCAAUGUCACUGGUGGACAGCGUGUCGAGGUCGUUGCCGACAACGAUACCGUCAGCAUCUACAGUGGUCUCCGCCAGCAGGCCAAUGUCACUCAGGCUGACCUCAACUUCACCGGUGGUGUCAUUCAUGUCAUUAACCGCGUUCUCAACAUCCCCAAGAACAUCUCCGACACUGCCAUCGCCGCCAACCUCUCUGCCGUUGCUGGCGCCCUCACCGAGUCCAACCUGAUCUCCAACCUCAGCAGCGCCAGGAACAUCACCCUCUUUGCUCCUAGCAACAGCGCCUUUGCCAACAUUGGUUCCAUCCUGUCCAACUUGAGCGAGUCUGAUCUCGAGAAUAUUCUUGAGUAUCAUGUCGUCGCCGGCACCGUCGGCUACAGCUCUACUCUUGAGAACGGCACCCUCGACACUUCUGGUGGCGAGGAGCUCAACAUUUUUGUCCAGAACGGAAGUGUCUGGGCCAAUGAGGCCAAGGUCAUUGUCCCUGAUGUCCUCAUCGCCAACGGAGUCCUCCACGUCAUUGACGGCGUCCUCAACCCCGACAAGCCCUCGGCUACUGCCAACCCUACCGCCAGCACCCAAGAGGCAGCUUUCUCUGGCGCUAGCUCCGUCAGCGACAUCCCCUUCACUUCGGGUGUUCCCGAGGCUACUGAGCAGGCUACUGGUCUUUCGCCUUCGACUUCGACUGAGGGUGCUGCCCAGGCUACUGCUGCUAUUGCUCUUGGUGCGCUGCUUGGUGGCGUUGCGCUCGCCAUGAACUUUUAA